Caenorhabditis elegans is the source of this 376-nucleotide messenger RNA. It is a transcript of the gene F59H6.14, whose product is annotated as Integrase. The record is from RefSeq and is marked reviewed. Bases 52 to 318 code for a protein of 88 amino acids. NCBI's taxonomy places the organism in Eukaryota, Metazoa, Nematoda, Chromadorea, Rhabditida, Rhabditidae. The transcript has 3 exons.
GCUUGAAUUCUGUAUUUUCAGACAAAUUUUAAAUCAAUUUUCAAUCAAAAAAUGGAACCUUGUCGCGAUACGAAUGAAAUGAUUUCCGAGUCUCAAAAGACAAAGCUCGCCGAAAAAUACGGAGAAGAAGAAGUACGACUGGUUGAGAGAUAUCUUCACAAUUCGGGUAAAUCGAUGAGCUUGAAGAGCUAUAAGUCCACGUUGGAGACUCGUAAAGCAAGAUGCACAACGGACGCCCAAAAAGGCGGAAUAGAACUCGAUCCCGUGAUAUGGAGAAAGAUAGGAGAAAACAAGCUCUAUUGGAUAAGAAGAAUUUAGAGCAGAAGAUGAAGGAGGAGACACACUUGAAAAGAGAGGAAGAACGGACCAAGAAAAG